AGGAAGACAGCGAACGAGAGGACGGUGUCCCUCCUGUCUCUUCAGUAGUCUGUCCAUCGCUCUCACAUACUGUACGUGUAUAUGUGUAUAAACAGUGUGUGUGUGUGUCUUUAAGCAGCUCAAACAGCAGAGAGUCUCGUGUUUGUUCAGUCUGUCAAUCAGUAAACCUGCAGCAGGAACAACUCCUCACAUACAGUGUCUGAACCUGGACUAACAGCUGUCUGCACCAUGGACACAGGAGUCAGUCAGGAUGUUUAAACUGCCGCUGCUUCACGUCUCGCUGAGCUGGAACCGAGAGAACGAGCGCUCUGAGGAAGCAGUGGCUCUCCGUUUCACCGCUACACAGCGCUGAGCUCAGGGUUUCAAACAGUGAUCAUGGCUGCAGUCGGAGCGGAGGUCACCGGGUCGUGGUUCCUCUCCUCAGGGGUCGUCAGCUUCUUCAUCCUCCUCCUCCUCCUCUCCAUCUUCCUCACAGCUCUCUGCAGCGAAUGCAGCAGACGUUCAUUUGAGCUGCGAGAUUCUGAAGACAAAAAUCCUUCAACGCUGAUCAGAGUGGUGAAGCUGGAAGAAGCCAUGGUGGCGAGAGAGAAUCCCAUGAUCAGUGAGAUCCAAAACGAUGAAAAAGAGCUGAGUCCUGCUGGAGCAAACACAGUCUCCUUCACUCCAUGGAGGGGCCACUUGGGGGCGCCACAGAACCACCAAGAUGUUCUGACCAAUGGCAGCGCAGCAGUGAUGAAGACAGCAAGAGAUCCUGAAACUGCUGGAGAGCCAAAACCUGAAGAGGAAAACGCCGCCCCGUCCACUGCGUGGAGGAGCCACCUGAGGGCGCCACAGAACCAAGAUCUGAACAGCUCCACCCCUCCAGACUCCGACCACAUCUACCACACCAUCGGGGGAGGGCGGAGCAGUGGCGACGGUGACUCUGACGUGUCGUCACCACCGACCAAUCACGAGCCAGGGGAGGAGCGCGGCGGUGAGGGCGGCGCUCGCUCUGCAGCGGCGGUGGAUCUGAGCGACAGGAAUUCAGUGUAUGCACAAGUCAGCAAGAAGGUGCGGCUGGCCACGCCCCCUGUUCAUACACCUGAGGACGCACAGGUGGAGGAGGAGCCUUCACCUCCGCUGCCUGACAGGAAGACUGCUGGAUGAGGAUGAAGGAAUGAAGGAUGGAAGCUUUAGGACAAAAAAUGACUAAAGAUGGACAAAUGAUAGAAAACCACCGAGGACGAAAGACGUCCAUACCAGCGUUUUGUCAACAUUUAGCCCAUAAACUAUUUAUCAUAUGAUGAAGUAUCAUAAUGUCAGUUUGUUUUCAAUCAUCCAUCAAAUUUGAGAUUUCCUUCCUUCCAGGCAGCCGCUGCUUUUAGUUCAUUUCUAUAAAAUUCGACUUGCUGUUGAUCAAAGAGCUGUGAAACUUUAAUAACAUCUGUACUUUAUAUGUGAUGCAUAUUAUAUUACAGCUGUGUGUUGAUGCAGCUGCUGAGACUAAUCUGAACUGCCUCCGUGACACAGGUCCCUGCCGAAACACUGACGCUAAAUAUAAAUGACCUCCUCCGUUGUCUUUCAUGUUUGCUUCAAUAAAGGUUAUGUGACAAAAACCGGCGAUCUCCACAUCUCCGGACAUACAGUGA
Siniperca chuatsi (mandarin fish) is the source of this 1628-nucleotide messenger RNA. RefSeq lists its product as uncharacterized. The transcript is spliced from 10 exons. The coding region runs from base 376 to 1146 and encodes 256 amino acids. NCBI's taxonomy places the organism in Eukaryota, Metazoa, Chordata, Actinopteri, Centrarchiformes, Sinipercidae. The record is from RefSeq and is a predicted model, not a curated record.